UGUUUGCGUUUGAAAUCAGACGGGUUUUCCACAGUUAAUUUAGGUUUCUCAGUGUCGUAGUGUGAUCCAAUUUCGAUAAAUUCACGGUCUUUAAGCAGACUACGCGUUUGAGGAGCAGUCUACGGCUGGUUUACGUUUAAUGACGGUUCUUUAUUUCUUCACUCAGACAUCUUGACGCGUUUAUACAGCGAGUGAUGUUGCCUUGGCUGACAAUGGCAUCUUUAAAGCCGCCCAAGCAGACUUCAACUAAUGUGACAGCAUCAAAGAUCAAGCACAAGAUCCUCAACACGUCCUCCUUCUUCAAGGUCUCUUUGAAGACCAACAACAAGGCCUUAGCUGUUGCUCUGGGGGUUGAGAAGGAGAGGAGAAGGCAGCUGGAGGUGGCCAUUGUACACUAUCAGAAACAGGUGGAGGCACUGUGCUUCGAGCUGGCCGCCAAGAAAUACAAGCAAAGGAAACUGCUCCUCAUCUUGGAGGCCCUCCGUAGCAACACUCUGCAGCAUUUGGACAUGGUGGAUGUGUUGUUCUCUGAUGGCAAUAAACUACCUGUGGACAACGAGAUCUUAUCUGGUGGCAUCGACAAAGAGAAUCUUUUAGUAGAAAGUCUUACAGAUGUGCAGCCACCUCAGCCAGAAAUGGCACAACCUGUGUUGUGUCAUUUCCAAAAAGAAACAGCGGACUUUCCCGAAAAAAACUCAUGUUUAAACGUUGCUAAUAUCCUGAACAUACCCAGAAAGUCCACAGAUGCUUUCAAUGAUAACAGAGAUUCAGAGAAAAGGCGUUCAAGUCGGCUUAUACAGAUUCCCCAGACAGGAACAUCCGGUCCGCGGAGCAGCCUGAGGGAAGAAGUGGAGAGGCUGUCUGCGAUGUUCUCACAACCUGUGCUUGAUAUGAAGUCAAUCCUCUGUUUACAGAAAACCCAACACUCAGCUGUAAGCACAUGUGAAAAACCCCAACCAUCUCUUUCGGAUGACGUUCCCCUUCCAAGUAGCUCAGUCAUGGAAACCAAACCACAAGAGAAGACUGUGCUUCUGAAUACAACAAUGGAAAUGACGGUAAGUGAUUCUACGGAGAUAGUCAUGGUGGAAACCAAAGCUAAGAAAAAAGCGAGCUCUGCAAAGCCAAAAGCCAAGAAGGAUAAGGAACAAGCCUUUGGGUCAAGUGCAGCGGAGAACCAACAAGAAAAGAUCUCUGCAGAUUUGAGGUCGAGUGAAGUUCAGAGUGCUCCCACUGGGACUUUGUUAGAGAGAGAAGGCCCUGCACUACAUGAUAUAAGAAGCCCAGAUGAUAUUGAGCUUCCAUUUCCCAAACCACUGGGUAGGAGCGGCAAUAACUCUCGCAUUCCCAAACCGAGCAAGAGCAAGUUGGGACCUGGAAACCAUAAGAAAAUGGAAAUGGACAAACAGAAAUCCCAUGACCAUAAGUCAAAAGCAGAGUCCAAUGGAAUUAGCAGAUCGGAUCUGGGUGAUUAUUUCACAGAUCCUGAUUUUGAAUACUCAAAAUCCGCCAAAGGUGUAAACAUAACACCAGAAAGGAACGGAUGA
Molecule: messenger RNA, 1544 nt
Organism: Eleginops maclovinus (Patagonian blennie)
Lineage: Eukaryota; Metazoa; Chordata; Actinopteri; Perciformes; Eleginopidae
Product: shugoshin 2-like
Exons: 7
Coding region: 195-1544 (449 amino acids)
Biological process (GO): meiotic sister chromatid cohesion
Cellular component (GO): chromosome, centromeric region; kinetochore
Source: RefSeq, a predicted model, not a curated record